ACUGUCUGCAUAGUGCAUGCAUAACAUAACAACACGACUUUUCAGUUAGUUCUGUUCUUGUAGAAUGUAGACUAGUUGUUAAAACAAACCUAUCGAUUUCAUAGUGUCAUAAGUUAACAGAUUUGAAUUUUAUAUUUAAUAACUGAAUUCAAAGUAGGCUACUUGUUAUUUCUCUACUUAUGAAAACAUGAGAAUUCAGGUUGGUUCUAGCCUAAAUGGGGUUUCAGUUUGGUGAUGAUUCCUUGUGCUGAUAUAAAAGUAUUGUGCUGAUAUACCCGAGUUUCAAGCAUGUCUCUGGACUUCAUUGAUAUCCCUGAUGCAGGUCCUGGUCCAGGAAACUUGAGCCAAGGGUUCCAGUUAUCUGAUCAUAAAGAAAUGAUUGCAACUACUGCUUCAAUCAGCACAAUUCUACAGUUCUUAUCUGGCGCGUUGGUGUGCAAUAAGUUCGUCCAGAAAGGAACAACUAGUGAUGUAUCUUGUCUGCAAUUUGUCGCCGGAUUUUUGUCGUGUGGCCUCUGGUUAAGUUACGGACUGUUGAUUGAUGACUCCAGUAUUGUCCUAGUCAACAGUGUUGGAACGAUACUAUUUAUGUGCUACAUAUUUAUUUUCUACACCUACACUUUGCGUAAGAAUGCAGUUGUCAAGCAGGUGAUGGCAGUGCUGAUGGUAAUGGUGUCGGUGAGGCUCUAUGCCUACUGGGUGUCAGAUAUAACUGUGGCCAGGACACAUCUAGGUCUGGUAGCGUGCAGCACCACCAUAAUGUUCUUCAGCGCUCCACUCACGAAUCUGGCAUAUGUACUGAGGGUUAAAAGCGCUGAGAGUUUACCAUUCCCAAUGAUCUUGAUGACUUUCCUCGUUUCUUUUCAAUGGUUCCUGUAUGGCAUUAUAUUGGAAAAUCCGAUCAUCCAGUACCCCAACAUCGUAGGCUGUCUGUUGAGCCUGUUUCAGUUGUCGUUGUUUGUCAUAUACCCGGCUCGGUGACAUUAGCACACCUCCACCAUUGUCCUCAGGGUGUUCCCUGGACGCGUGUUCAACACUCGAACUAGCCAGAACAGGUUGGAAAAGUGAUGUUUGUGUGUUUUUGCCCAAGAGUGUACUAUAUUAUUCUGGUUUUUUAAAUUGUGUUAAUGGAAUCAGGCGUGUGACAAAAGUAAAAGUAAGAUUUUAAGGGAAAGUGGCAUGGCUGAUUGAAGAUUUUUAAAUGAGAGUUAAUCUGUACACAAAAAGGUCACACGAUGUAACACAGAUAUUUUGUCCUUUUGCCUUCUUCAGAGUUAGAUUAAAGAGAAAUCAAUAUACAGUAGAACCUCUAUUGACCCUCGGGACCGGGAGCGUGACGAAUAAGCAAGUAGACAGAUAACAGAAAUCCUGUUAUAAACCUGAACGUAAGUUGAUUUAAAAGGUUUUGAGUUUUGAUACAUGUACAAGUGAAUAAUACAUUAAUAGAUUUAAAUUACUUGUAUACAGUAGUAAUAAAGAACUGUUAUUUUGUAUGUUGUGCUUGUUUAAUGUUCGUACAGUGGAAUAAAAUCGCAUUUAAAAGUAAUUAUGUACUGUAGCGGAGUGACAGAUAACAGAGAGUAUUGAUUAAAGGUUGACAGUUAAUCGAGGUUCUACCGUUGAGAUUGAUUUAUCAUAAAUCUAUUAUCUGAAGAUUUUCCCUAUUUUCAUCCAUUCCUAGGUAUUCCUAGGGGAAAAUAGCAGUGCUAUUUUUAUUUUUUAUGACCUUAUGAUCAAACUCCAUUUUCAGAUACGCCAAAAGCAUAAGUAACUAAUUCUAUAAAAGAAGACCUCAA
Macrosteles quadrilineatus (aster leafhopper) is the source of this 1796-nucleotide messenger RNA. RefSeq names its product sugar transporter SWEET1-like. Gene Ontology annotation, cellular component: membrane. Bases 289 to 981 code for a protein of 230 amino acids. Lineage: Eukaryota; Metazoa; Arthropoda; Insecta; Hemiptera; Cicadellidae. The record is from RefSeq and is a predicted model, not a curated record. Gene Ontology annotation, biological process: carbohydrate transport. Gene Ontology annotation, molecular function: sugar transmembrane transporter activity. The transcript is spliced from 8 exons.